AUGGAACCCCAAAGAAACCCGAAUCCAGUCUUGGCAAGGCCACCAAUUACAGGUGUAAAUCCAAUCACCAUUCCAAUGAUUUGCCCCCAAUCAUUGGUAAAGAGAUCACCAUCGGCCUUUACUUUUGGUUUGAUCGUUCUCUUUCUUACAAAUGGAGACACCGAGGUUGAUGAAAAUAUCUUUGGUAUCGGGGUUACAACCUAUCGUACCUCCUCUACUUUGAAGAAUGGUGGUGCAGUGGUUUUAACGAACGAUGAAAAUUAA
Messenger RNA from Cavenderia fasciculata, 264 nucleotides. RefSeq lists its product as uncharacterized. The coding region runs from base 1 to 264 and encodes 87 amino acids. The transcript has 3 exons. The record is from RefSeq and is a predicted model, not a curated record. Lineage: Eukaryota; Evosea; Eumycetozoa; Acytosteliales; Cavenderiaceae.